AUGGCAAAUACCAGCCCUGUUGCGGAACCCCUGCUAUUGGCACCUGGAGUGCUGAACAACCUCGCCGAAAGAGGUGGCAUCCUCGGUAACCUCCUCGGUCCGUUUGAGGCUGACACUGGACUCCUCCUUACCGGCCUGGGUGUUUACGGUGUUAGCGUCGCGAACACAACCCUUGGGGGCCUUGUCGUCCAAGUUACCGAGACACUGGGGAUUUUCAUCUGA
Molecule: messenger RNA, 222 nt
Organism: Fonsecaea pedrosoi CBS 271.37
Lineage: Eukaryota; Fungi; Ascomycota; Eurotiomycetes; Chaetothyriales; Herpotrichiellaceae
Exons: 2
Coding region: 1-222 (73 amino acids)
Source: RefSeq, a predicted model, not a curated record